GCUCAGUCUGCUGCUGGCCGUCGGUGCGCUCACACGCACGCUCGCGUUACGCUACGUUACGUUACAUGAGGGAAAACGGAGGAAAAGGAACUUGUGGACAUUGUUGAGCUGCGCGCGGACUACUUUGGAGAUCACGCCGCCGUUUCCCGUUCCCCGUUCCCCGUUCCCCGUGCGAUGAGACGGUCGUUCGGUUUGUGAAGUGCCCUUAAACUGCCACCUCUAGGCUGUUUGUUCUUGCCCAUUUCCCACUGAUUGACAUGAGAACCGCUGACGGCUCAUCUGGAACGGUCCUGCACCGUCUCAUCCAAGAGCAGCUCCGCUACGGCAACCUGACGGACACGCGCACGCUCCUGGCUAUCCAGCAGCAGGCCUUGCGUGGAGGCAGCGGCGGCGGGGGUACCGGCAGUCCUCGCUCGUCUCUGGAGAGCUUGACUCAGGAGGAGCCCCAGUACAUGCAGAUGUCCACACGCCAGGAGCCCCAGGGCCAGGAGCACCAGGGGGACUGCUUGCAUACAGAGAGUCAGGUUUGCCGCCUGUACCAGCUUCAUGGAGAGGAGCUGCCCACGUACGAGGAGGCGAAGGCUCACUCCCAGUACCUGAUCUCCCAGAAGGGGCAGGAGGGGCCCGGCGUGGACAUCAUGGGGAGCUGCGGUGAGGGGCAGUGGGAUUUGAAAAGGGAGCACGCUCGCUCCCUCAGCGAGAGGCUCAUGCAGCUCUCUCUGGAGAGAAACGGCCUCAGAGACAGUCUGGCCAUGAGCUCUUCAAACAGCUAUCCACGGCUGCAUGACGAUAUGGCAAAUGCUGCGGCGGUCGACAGGCAGGCGGCCCAACAGUGCGUGGACCAGCGCGGGCCGCCCCCGGGCUACCCUCUGUUCGCCAGACUUCCUGGAUACAUGCUCAGCCACUCCCAGGAGCACGGGCAGUACUACAGAGACCCUCCCCCCCCCUUCUACUCCCACCAGCAGCACAGCAGGUACCCGUCGGCUCAGUCCCAGGGGGCCCCCAACGGCAUCGCCGCAGCCCCCGGCAACGGCAUGGCUCAGGCCGACGUGUUGGUCCGGGAGAACGAGCGGCUCAGGAAGGAGCUGGAGGCCCACGCCGAGAAGGCGGCCAGGCUGCAGAAGUUGGAGCUGGAGAUCCAAAGGAUAUCUGAAGCGUAUGAGACUCUGAUGAAAGGCUCUGCCAAGCGGGAGACUCUGGAGAAAACAAUGAGGAAUAAACUAGAGGCCGAGAUUAAGAGGAUGCACGACUUCAACAGGGAUCUGAGAGAUCAGCUCGACUCCGCCACCAGACAGCGGGCGGCCAGGGAGGCCGAGUGUUCGGACCAGAGACAGCAUGUCUUUGUCAAGCUGCUGGAGCAAAAUGAAGAGCAGCAGAGGGAGCGUGAACAACUGGAGAGGCAGAUACAGCAGCUGCGCGUCUCCGGGGAGGAGGGCCAGCGGCGGCGGGAGCUGCUGGAGCAGGCGCUGGCCUCGACGCAGGCCCGCAACCGGCAGCUGGAGGAAGAGCUGCAGAGGAAGAGGGCCUACGUCGCGAAGGUGGAGCGGCUGCAGAGCGCGCUGGCUCAGCUGCAGGCGGCGUGCGAGAAGAGGGAGGAGCUGGAGCUGCGACUGCGCACACGACUGGAGCAGGAACUGAAAAGCCUUCGGGCCCAGCAGUCUCGGAGACAGGCAGCUGACCCCACGGCUUCGGAACCGAGCUCCUCCACGCUGCUGCAGCAGCUGAGGGAGAAAGAGGAGCGCGUUCUGGCCCUGGAGGCCGACAUCACCAAGUGGGAGCAGAAGUACCUGGAGGAGAGCACCAUGAGGCAGUUUGCAAUGGACGCCGCCGCCACUGCUGCAGCACAGCGAGAUACAACCAUCAUUAAUCACUCGCCUCGACAUUCACCAAACAGCAGUUUCAAUGACGACCUGCCUUUGGCGAGCCACAGACAUCAGGAGAUGGAGAACAGGAUUCGCGCGCUUCACGCUCAGCUCCUGGAGAAAGAUGCUGUGAUCAAAGUCAUCCAGCAGCGCUCCAGAUGGGAGCAGGGCAAGCUGGAGAAACAGGGGCUUCGUCUCGCCAGGUCCGUUCCCUCCAUCAACACCGUGACCAGCAGCACCGAGAGUAAAGGAAAGAGCCUCUCGGAUGACCAGACAGGCGCCACUGCGCUGCAACCCCGGCCACUCGUGGGGCCCAGGGCCCCGAGCCGAGACUCCAGCACCCAAAGUGACGAGGCCCUGCUGGAGCCUGAGCUCACGGCAGAGCCGAUGUCUGAGGGCAUCUCAGCAGCUACAACUGACGCCUCGGAGGAGCCGCUCAAGACAUUCAAGAGCAUCAGCAGCUCAGAGGCAGAGGUGGUUGAAAUCCUCAUUUAAUACGACUUCAACGGCGACACGGACUUUUGGCCGAGGCGUCGAAGGCCUUCCUCCACGUCUGAGCGAAGCCAGUCCUCCGACGUGAGCGGAGCAGUCUUCAAGCCCACUCGAACAUGCAGAGUCCAGGAUCGUUGGUGAGGAGAGCUGAGCUCUCCUCCAUUCACAAACUCUGACAUUUGCCUCGAGUCUGAAUUUUCCAAGGUACCUGGACAGAAUUCUGCUGUGAUAGGAACUUUUUUUGUUUUCUUUUUCGCAUGCUACUUUGUUUUUUGUUAUAUGUAUUGUAUUUAUAUUUGUAAACGCUGCUCAUAUUGUGAUGUUACUUUUUAUGUUUGAGAGGUGAGAAGAACCAGAAUCACUUGCUUUGCUCCGCUCCACCUAAUUUAUAUAAAGUUAUACUCUCCUCUCUGGAUUAAGUGUGCAACCCUUCUAUGUUUGGUCGGGUUUAUUUUGAAGUUCCAGUAGCGAGCCAGUUACCGUGUCCUCUGAAAGUAAUAUUUCUAAUAUAAGCAUCCUCUGCUGUCCAUGCCAUGUUUGGGGAUUAUGCUGUGUAACAGAACGACUCAAACCUAAAUUCCCAGUUGCUCUUCUCUUUUAAAAUACAUUCGGGGGCCCUGCUCACGCCUCAGAGGAAGAUUUAGAAACUUUCAAACUCUCUUUAAAAAAAAACCUGCGAGGAUUGACGGGCGUUUCACGGGGGUCUAAUUUUUCCAGAUCCCGGGUUAAUGUUCGGGGGCCUCACAUGGCGACUGCCCAGCAUUUUAGCUCCCCUCCGCUGACACGGCGGUGCUAAUCUUCUCACAUUCCCUCGCUGAGGGAAUGCUCCCUUUAAAGAAAAAGGCUAUCUAAAGUCUGACCCCUCGCCCUUGUUAAAAUGGCACGCAUUCUCCACAUGAUUCUCUUUCUAGGUCCGUUUAUUUCGUCCGAGUCGUGGUAGCUGGUUCUACCCCGAAACGGUCAACUAUAAUUGGCCUGCAUUUGCUACAAUAUUUGUUGUCCCCAUCACUGCUCAAGUAUCCCACAUAUCUGAGUGGACUGUGUCCUUACUUCUAUUUAUUUCUCCUGGCAUAGUGUCGGAUCACUGAACACUGCUGAAUGUAGACUCCUGUUUUGUAUUUAACUGGAAUGUGCCACAACUCAUCUUUGGAGGGGGGAUACCGCUAAGCUAAUAUCUUAUAUUAGAGUUGUCAGUUUCCGUCUUGACAACAUUAUUAACGGGAGUAGUGUUUGAAGUUCCACAAACCGCACGUGAAAUCUGACAUUUGACUGGUAUUCCCCACAUGUCCCGUCUCAAUGCGUUUGCUGGUCAAUGCACUGUGUUUAAGUUAAUGCCCCUUCACUUUUUUCCUGUUUUUAACUUUUUUUGGAAUGUGUUUACAUGAAUGGCUAUUUGAAGUGAGAGAAGUUAAUAUAUUUUGUAGUUGUUGUUUUUUUCAUUCAUAUACUAUAUUCCUUUUGUUUUCUGGUGCCAAAGAUGUACUCUACUUUUAAGUUAUAAUCGAUGACAAAUACAAAAGGUCCUGUUUAGGUGCCUUGCUUCAGCUGGUUGACCCAUUUUGAUGUUGAUGAACUAUUGUAAAGGAAACAUUUGUAUGUAUGCCUUAACAUUUCACUGUAAUAGAUUACAAUUCUUAAUAUAUGUCUGAUAAAAGGCUUUCUGUUAUG
Messenger RNA from Cyclopterus lumpus (lumpfish), 4022 nucleotides. RefSeq names its product angiomotin like 2a (gene amotl2a). The transcript has 11 exons. Gene Ontology annotation, biological process: angiogenesis; establishment of cell polarity involved in ameboidal cell migration; actin cytoskeleton organization. The record is from RefSeq and is a predicted model, not a curated record. Gene Ontology annotation, cellular component: bicellular tight junction; cytoplasmic vesicle; plasma membrane. The coding region runs from base 258 to 2357 and encodes 699 amino acids. NCBI's taxonomy places the organism in Eukaryota, Metazoa, Chordata, Actinopteri, Perciformes, Cyclopteridae.